Aphidius gifuensis is the source of this 2724-nucleotide messenger RNA. It is a transcript of the gene eEF2, whose product is annotated as translation elongation factor 2. The transcript has 8 exons. Gene Ontology annotation, cellular component: cytosol; ribonucleoprotein complex. Gene Ontology annotation, molecular function: translation elongation factor activity; GTP binding; ribosome binding. Gene Ontology annotation, biological process: translational elongation. Bases 137 to 2671 code for a protein of 844 amino acids. The record is from RefSeq and is a predicted model, not a curated record. Lineage: Eukaryota; Metazoa; Arthropoda; Insecta; Hymenoptera; Braconidae.
GACCAGUUGGCUCUCUCUUACGUCCGUUGCCACCGACAAGCAAGCAUCGUCUUGUUCACUUGUUCUUUCUUACGGAGUCCGCCAUUGUUGGCGCACGUACAUUUUUCAACCAAACGAUUAUCAAUAAACAUCCAAGAUGGUGAACUUUACAGUAGACGAGAUCCGUGGGAUGAUGAACAAAAAGAAGAAUAUUCGUAAUAUGUCUGUCAUCGCUCACGUUGAUCACGGUAAAUCAACAUUGACUGAUUCACUUGUAUCAAAAGCUGGUAUCAUUGCUGGUGCUAAAGCUGGUGAAACACGUUUCACAGAUACACGUAAAGAUGAACAAGAUCGUUGUAUUACAAUUAAAUCAACAGCAAUUUCUAUGUACUUUGAACUUGAUGAUAAAGAUUUACCAUUUAUAACUUGUGCUGAUCAACGUGAUACAAAUGAAAAAGGUUUCUUAAUUAAUUUAAUUGAUUCACCUGGUCACGUUGAUUUUUCAUCUGAAGUAACAGCUGCACUUCGUGUUACUGAUGGUGCACUUGUUGUUGUUGAUUGUGUAUCUGGUGUAUGUGUACAAACUGAAACUGUAUUACGUCAAGCUAUUGCUGAAAGAAUUAAGCCAGUAUUGUUCAUGAACAAAAUGGACCGUGCAUUACUUGAAUUACAACUUGAAUCUGAAGAUCUUUAUCAAACUUUCCAACGUAUUGUUGAAAAUGUCAAUGUUAUUAUUGCAACAUAUGCUGAUGAUGAUGGUCCAAUGGGUGAUAUUCGUGUUGAUCCAAGCAAAGGUUCAGUUGGUUUUGGAUCUGGUCUUCAUGGAUGGGCAUUUACAUUAAAACAAUUCUCUGAAAUGUAUGCUGAAAAAUUCAAGAUUGAUACUGUCAAACUUAUGGGACGUCUUUGGGGAGAAUCAUUCUUCAAUCCAAAAACAAAGAAAUGGAGCAAGCAAAAGGAUGCUGAUAACAAGCGUUCAUUCUGCAUGUACGUUCUUGACCCAAUUUACAAGGUCUUUGACUGCAUCAUGAACUACAAGAAAGAAGAAUGUGACAGUCUUCUCACUAAAUUGGGAAUUGUCUUGAAAGCCGAAGACAAAGACAAGGAUGGAAAAGCUCUUCUCAAGGUUGUCAUGAGAACUUGGUUGCCAGCUGGAGAGGCUCUUCUUCAGAUGAUAGCCAUCCAUCUUCCAUCACCAGUUGUUGCACAAAAAUACCGUAUGGAAAUGUUGUACGAAGGACCACAAGACGAUGAAGCAGCUUUGGGUAUCAAGACUUGUGAUCCAGAAGCACCAUUGAUGAUGUAUGUAUCAAAAAUGGUACCGACAUCUGACAAAGGUCGUUUCUAUGCAUUCGGUCGUGUUUUCUCUGGUAAAGUUGGAUCUGGUAUGAAAUGCCGUAUCAUGGGACCAAAUUUCACUGUUGGAAAGAAAGAAGAUCUUUAUGAAAAAUCAAUCCAACGUACUGUUUUGAUGAUGGGUCGUUAUGUUGAAGCAAUUGAAGAUGUUCCAUCUGGUAACAUCUGUGGUCUUGUUGGUGUUGAUCAAUUUUUGGUCAAGACUGGUACCAUCACAACAUUCAAAGAUGCUCACAACAUGAAGGUCAUGAAAUUCUCAGUAUCACCAGUUGUACGUGUUGCUGUUGAACCAAAAAAUCCAGCUGAUUUACCUAAACUCGUUGAAGGUCUUAAACGUUUGGCAAAAUCUGAUCCUAUGGUACAAUGUAUCAUUGAAGAAUCUGGUGAACAUAUUAUUGCUGGUGCUGGUGAACUUCAUCUUGAAAUUUGCUUGAAAGAUUUGGAAGAAGAUCAUGCAUGUAUUCCAAUUAAAAAAUCAGAUCCAGUUGUAUCAUAUCGUGAAACAGUAUCUGAAGAAUCAGAUCAAAUGUGUUUGUCAAAAUCACCAAACAAGCAUAAUCGUUUGUUCAUGAGAGCUCAACCAAUGCCUGAUGGUCUUGCUGAAGAUAUUGAUGAUGGUAAAGUUAAUCCAAGAGAUGACUUUAAAUCACGUGCACGUUAUCUUGGUGAAAAAUAUGAUUAUGAUGCAACUGAAGCAAGAAAAAUUUGGUGCUUUGGACCAGAUGGUACUGGACCAAAUUUAUUACUUGAUUGUACAAAGGGAGUACAAUAUUUAAAUGAAAUUAAAGAUUCAGUUGUUGCUGGUUUCCAAUGGGCAACAAAAGAAGGUGUUUUAUCUGAAGAAAAUCUUCGUGGUGUACGUUUUAAUAUUUAUGAUGUUACACUUCACGCUGAUGCAAUCCACAGAGGUGGUGGUCAAAUUAUUCCAACAACAAGACGUUGUCUUUAUGCUUGUCUUCUUACUGCUAAACCAAGACUCAUGGAACCAGUAUAUCUUUGUGAAAUUCAAUGUCCAGAAGUUGCUGUUGGUGGUAUUUAUGGUGUACUCAAUCGUCGUCGUGGUCAUGUCUUCGAAGAAAUGCAAGUUGCUGGUACACCAAUGUUCGUUGUCAAGGCUUACUUGCCUGUCAAUGAAUCAUUCGGUUUUACUGCUGAUUUGAGAUCACACACUGGUGGACAAGCUUUCCCACAAUGUGUGUUUGAUCAUUGGCAAGUACUUCCAGGUGAUCCAAUGGAACUUGGUUCAAAACCAUACCAAAUCGUACAGGACACAAGAAAGAGAAAGGGAUUGAAAGAUGGCCUUCCAGACUUGGCAUCAUACCUCGACAAAUUGUAAACAAUCAAUGAAAAAUCACAUUUUUUUUUUUUUUUUCUCACUGUAUUUGAAUA